AGACUUCGAAUAACUUUCUUUUUUUCUUCGUUAAUCAUCUCAAGCACGUUGAUCAUCAUUAGCGAGAGUAUUGUGCUUUCGAACCAGUUUCUACAACAAUAAACGCAUUUUUUUUUUUUUUUUAAAUAACGAACUUCGAUUUCAAAUAUUUCACAAUUCGUAAAGCGUCAUUUGAACAACUCUGCGCCGAAAAUGGCGAGAAUUUUAACGAUUCAGGAACUGUUACGAGCUCGCCAAACUGCCGCACAGCCAGAAAGGCGAUGCGGUUUCAUUAUUAACGAUAAUUAUAGGUAUGGAUUUGUAUUAAAGUUCCCCCCAAAUCACUGUGAUUCCAUCUCCAUUUCGUUGCACCCGCACGUUGGAACGCAGUAUAAAAUCCACGGGCUUCGUAACGAUAAAGUUAUUUUCUUUCGGUGAGGACUUGCAAGAUUGUGCCAAGUUGCUAAUGAUUCGAAAGGUUUGUUACCAGCGAUUCACAGUUCUUUCUACGAAUCUUGUCUCGUUUUUUUUUUUUUCUUGUCUUUUCUUGUUAACUGUAUUACUAAUAAAAGUAAUAAAGUUCAUAGUCCUGCUGCAACAGAGUACAUAAUUCUUACACUUCUGUAAAUGUUUUCAAACGCCUAAUUCUCAAUGGAUUGUUUUUUACCAGUUACUACUCGAACAAUUGAAAAAAAAUGUAAAAGAUCUCUUCCGGCACAGGCACUCCUGUUAACGAUGAUAUCGGUAGGAAUUUUGAGCGAACCUCAAGGACCUGCCUAUCUUCCACCUGCAGGGACUGGACCGCGACCAGCUCCCAGUGGCCAUCCAGACGAAUGGGCCGGUGAUCCGGUGAAUUACGAAUUUUCGUACGAAGUGGAAGACGCAGUAGCUGGCCUAAACUUCGGCCAUCACGAGUCGCGAAAAGACGAUGAAGCAACUGGAACUUAUCACGUGCUGUUGCCAGACGGUAGAACGCAAAUCGUUGACUAUAUUGCUGACGGUGGUGGUUAUCGGCCAAUAGUACGAUACGAGGGAACAGCUACGUAUCCAGCUCCAGCUCCAAGAGUAUCUCCUGGAGGAUCCACGAGUGAAGGAUACAGAUACUGAAUAAUUUAGUAUGUACGACAAAACUCCUUUUUUGAAAGAAGGCGAUCAAAAUGUAAUGAGAAAUAAAGUUGAAAUUUAGAAAAAAACGGUGCACGAAGAAACGCAGCUUGAAACCUUGAGUUACAAUAUACAUAUAAUGUAUAGACUUUCAGUGUAUAAGCGAGUUGUGUCUUGUAAUAAAAAACUCCAAACACUU
This is a messenger RNA of Frieseomelitta varia, 1282 nucleotides long. RefSeq names its product pro-resilin-like. Bases 631 to 1086 code for a protein of 151 amino acids. Gene Ontology annotation, cellular component: extracellular matrix. Lineage: Eukaryota; Metazoa; Arthropoda; Insecta; Hymenoptera; Apidae. The record is from RefSeq and is a predicted model, not a curated record. The transcript has 2 exons.